Humulus lupulus (European hop) is the source of this 1534-nucleotide messenger RNA. RefSeq names its product BTB/POZ and TAZ domain-containing protein 1. Gene Ontology annotation, cellular component: nucleus. NCBI's taxonomy places the organism in Eukaryota, Viridiplantae, Streptophyta, Magnoliopsida, Rosales, Cannabaceae. Gene Ontology annotation, molecular function: protein binding. The record is from RefSeq and is a predicted model, not a curated record. The transcript is spliced from 5 exons. The coding region runs from base 131 to 1213 and encodes 360 amino acids.
UAAACCCAUUCAUUACUAUCGUCCUCCAUUACCGUCGGCUCACCUAAAAACCAAACCACUCGCUAAAUCUCCGCCGUUUGAUCUGAUCUCUCUCUACAUCUCUUUUUUUCUCUUUCUUUCUACUGUCACAAUGAAAACCAGUCCAAUCGCUUACGACCUGUACGAAUACAUCACUUCAACGGAGUCGGAUCCGCCCCGGGUAUUGCCGGAGCCCGAUGUUUGUAUUCUCACAUCUGACGGACUAAGAAUCCCGGCGCAUUCUAGCAUUCUGGCUUCGGUGUCGGCUGUAUUUGAGAGUAUAAUUGAGCAGCCACGUAAGAACCGGAGCUCCGAAAGAGUCAUUCGGAUCCUCGGCGUUCCUGGAGACGCCGUCGUUUCGUUUGUUCGCUUCCUCUACUCGUCGAGGUGCGAGGAGGAGCAGCUGGAGUUAUAUGGAAUUCAUUUGCUGGCUUUGUCGCACGUUUACCUGGUGCCACAGCUGAAACAGAAAUGCGCUAAGAACUUGGGUCAACGGUUGACCAGUGAGAAUGUGGUGGACGUCCUCCAAUUGGCUAAGCUCUGCGACUCACCGGAUCUUUACCUCAAGUGCAUGAAACUCGUAUCCACUCAUUUCAAGGCUGUUGAAGCCACCGAAGGCUGGAAAUUCCUUCAAGACCACGAUCCGUUUCUCGAACUCGACAUCUUGCAAUUCAUUGACGAGGACGAAAAGAGGAAGAAGAAGUCAAGAAAGCAUAGGGAAACACAAAGCUUGUAUUUACAGCUAAGCGAGGCUAUGGAGUGUUUACAGCACAUAUGUACAGAAGGGUGCACAAGCGUUGGGCCACAUGACAUGGUGCCCGGGAAGAAGAAAGGCCCGUGUAGCAAAUUCUCCACGUGCCAAGGUCUCCAGCAAUUGAUCAAUCACUUUGCCACGUGUAAGAAAAGGGUCAAUGAAGGCUGCUUGCGUUGCAAAAGGAUGUGGCAGCUUCUGAGGCUUCACUCUUCGAUUUGUGAACAUUCCGAUUCAUGCAGAGUUCCUCUUUGCAGGCAAUUCAAGUUGAAAAUGCUCCAAGAGAAAAGGAGAGAUGAUUUAAGAUGGAAGCUACUAGUGAAAAAGGUGGUGUCGGCCAAAACCAUAUCCUCUUUGUCCUUAACCACAAGGAGGAAAGAAGCGGAUCAAAGAGAGAAAUUGGGCUUGAGGGGCUACAGGUUGUGUAAUGAGAGUAGUCAGUAGUCAUAGUAGAAGUACUGAGUAGUGAGAACUGUGUUUUUUCUUUUUUAGAGUGUGAAAAGAGUGAUUUUCAAGUUCACUUAUUGUAAAGGGAAGUUUUUCUUUUAGGUAAUCCAUAUAGUGUGGUUCUAAAAUAUGAAUCACUUGUAUGAGUAAAAGAGAAAAAGUAAGAAAAUCCCAUUAGGCGAAGAGGGUUGCCUUGGUCUGUGUUUUGGUAAAGAAAGGCACCUAUAUGGGGUUAAAUUACUUGUAAUUUUGAGUCAUUAGUUUUAUAUGUAUGUACAUAUUGGUUGUUGUUAAAUAAAUACACAUCUUUUAAUAUAA